Molecule: messenger RNA, 2774 nt
Organism: Rhincodon typus (whale shark)
Lineage: Eukaryota; Metazoa; Chordata; Chondrichthyes; Orectolobiformes; Rhincodontidae
Gene: plekhh3
Product: pleckstrin homology, MyTH4 and FERM domain containing H3
Exons: 14
Coding region: 108-2195 (695 amino acids)
Biological process (GO): signal transduction
Cellular component (GO): cytoskeleton
Source: RefSeq, a predicted model, not a curated record
UAAUUCAGGCAUCUUCAGAUCUGAACCUAACUGAGUCUUUGGCCACUGAUACCGCAGACAGACCAGAAGAGAUUCUCGAGGAAAGGAGGAGCCUGACCAAAGAAAAAAUGAAGAGAGAAAUGGUGACUGGUGUAGACCAGGGCAUCAUCAUGCAAGGUUGGCUGUUUAAAGAAGUACAGCACAAUGUGAAGACACCUUGGCUAAGGAUUCGGAAACAUUGGUUUGUGCUGACACAGGAUUCACUGGAUUAUUACACCAACAAUGAACUGAAUGCAAAGCAACUUGGCAUGUUGGUCCUGACCAGUCUAUGCUCUGUACUCUGGCCUGAUAAGGGCACGUACAAGGGAACAGGCUACUGGAACAUCACAGUGUAUGGACGGAAACAUCACUACCAACUGUUCACAAAGCACCUGAACCAGUGCAUUCAGUGGGCCUGUGCUAUCCAGAAUGUCAUCAAUUGUAAAGCUCCUGUGGAGACACCAACACUGCUCCUAAUUCAGGACAUUGAGGAGAACUGCACAAAUUCUGAAGUCCUGGAAAAUAUUUACAAAUGGAAUCCUAUUCUCCAGCAUACUCAGAACCCACUUUACUCUCCUCUACUCCCGUUCCCCUAUGGAAUAGGGGCUCACCACCUCAAGAAUACUAAAGGCUAUACAACACUCCACGAUGAAGCUGUCAAAGUCUUCAAUUCAUUGCAGCAUCUAGAGACUGAACAAGAUCCUAUCCCCCUCAUUCAGGGUAUACUGCAAACCUGCCUUGAUCUGGAGCCUCUCCGUGAUGAAAUCUACUGUCAGCUGAUCAAGCAGACAAGCAACCCUCCACAUGUGGGAAGUAUCAGUGAUCUGCGAAAUUGGCAGCUGCUGACAUGCAUGAGUGUCACCUUCCUCCCCAGUACCACCGUUCUCAAAUACCUUCGGUUCCACAUUAAACGGUCACAGGACCAGUUUCCAAAGACUGAAGUAUAUAAAUAUGCAGAAUUCAUUGCAAAUUCGUUAGUCAGGACCAAAUGCAGGAAAUGUGUACCAUCUUGUGAAGAAAUUCUGGUCUUGAUGCGGCGAGAGGAAAUGAGUUGCAUCAUUCACUAUGCUGGCUCCAAAUUUUGCAAGGUCACCAUUAAUUCACAUUCAACAGCUGGAGAGGUUGUGAACAGUUUGCUGGUGACACUUGGUUUGGGACAUAGUCAAAAUCAGUUUGCUCUCUUUGAACAGAAUUUAACUGAUUGGUGGCUCGUGGCAGAUGACACUGUUGUAGCAGAUAUUAUAACCAGGUUUGAAAAUCUUGCUAUAAAUAUGGAAGAGCCAGAAAACCAGUGGAAGCUUUAUUUUAAACUGUACUGUUUCCUGGAUUCGAGCAAUAUUCCAAAGAAUAACUUGGAAUUCACUCUUCUGUUUGAACAGGAUGGAAAUGUCGAAUACCAGGGGUAUAGGUUUAAGGCCCAUGAGAUGGUAACCAAAAGCUAUUUCCCUGCAUCCGAAGAAACUCUUCUGGCCCUGGCUGCCUUGAGACUGCAGUUUACAAUCCGUGAUUUCACCACACAUGUGCCACUGCCUAAACUUCAGGAGUUAUUUCCUGUGCAUGUUCUCAAGGCACGGGUCCAGCAAUCUGUGAAAGCUUUACUUUCCACAAAUAAUAAGGGUCUGAGUCACUUACUGCCAGGAGCCCUGGCAAGCAGCCUGUGGGGCAGCACAACCCAGAAACAGAAACUCGAGGAAGAACAACUAUUGAAAGUACGGCUGAAAGAGGAGGCAGCAGCAUUAAUGGCCACAAUCGUUGAACAAUGGAAGCAGCUUCCAGGAAUGACCCAACUGGAAGCUAUGACAACAUACCUCAGCAUAGUGAGGGAAUGGUCUGGAUAUGGAGCUACCCUGUUCGAAGUAGGGGCAUUUAUGAAUUCGACAGUGAGUGUGGAUCAGAUGCUGUGGCUGGCAGUAGGAGCAAAGGGUCUUGCUCUCUACAAACAAGGAGAUGUGGAGUCUAUGGAGAGUUUUGAUUAUCAGCAGAUUUUAUCAUUUGAAGUGACAGACAGGAACACCUUCAAAAUUUCUCUGAGGAGAAAGGACUUGCUAUUUGAGUCCUGCAAGGUCCAAGAGAUUGUUCAGUUGAUUAAAAUUUACAGCGCCAAUCACUUCAAAACACAGGCUCGAUCUGAUCAUCGAAGUAGACCAAUCAUAACAGGUUGCAACUCUAUUAUGUAAACCCAAAGAGCUCAAGGACUGCUGAUAACAGAAGAAAACACAAACGUGUUGGAAAUGCUCAGCAGUCAGACAGUAUCACGAGAGGUCAUUGACCUGAAAUGUUAACUUUUUGUUUCUCUCUACAAAUGGUGUUUGAUCUACUGAGCAUUUGUUGUUUUUGUCAAAUUUCCAGCAUUCAUAGUAUUCUGCUCUUCUGUCGCUAGGAUAUGAAGUAACCAGUCUGGAAACAUUUGGUUACUGUGCAGUUCUGCUGCUCAACACAGACAGAGUUUAAGCAGUAUACAGGAAACAGUGUACCAAAUCCUCAAGAAUCAGGAGGAAAUUUAUUGUAUCAACUUUUAUAAUUCUGAAGCUGCAAUGAAACAGCAUCAACUAAAAUUUAUCAAACUCAUUGUUUAAAGCUGCUGGCAGCUUUGGUUUUACACAGGGACUUCCAUAUUGAAUCUUAAACUCACUAUGCAAUGAAAAUGAUUUUUUUUUUAUUUAACUGUAUAUUGCAUGUUCCCUCUUUACUGAAAUGUACUGCACUAUACUGUAUAGAUGAAUUUGUGCAAUAUGUAAAAACUAUCAGAAUUAAAA